Acaulospora morrowiae is the source of this 761-nucleotide messenger RNA. NCBI's taxonomy places the organism in Eukaryota, Fungi, Glomeromycota, Glomeromycetes, Diversisporales, Acaulosporaceae. The record is from the annotation of a GenBank genome assembly.
CAAUCCAAUCAACUGUCAAACAAUCCAUGGAAGCAGCUGCAAAACGUAUCCUGACACCAAAGACGUCAAUCGAUUUGUUGCGAGAUAUUUCACAGGCACAAGCAGAAUCACGUCCAUAUACUAUGUGCUUCAUAGGGGUUAAUGGAGUGGGAAAGUCUACGAAUUUAUCAAAAACAUGUUUUUGGUUGCUGCAAAAUGGUCUAAAAGUUCUCAUCGCGGCGUGUGAUACUUUUAGAUCAGGUGCUGUGGAACAAUUAAGGGUGCACGUUCGAAAUUUGAACGCAUUGGGACAAAAUUCCACUGUUGAGUUAUACGAACGUGGUUACGGAAAGGACGCGGCUGGUAUCGCAAAGGACGCGAUUAACUAUGGUAAAGUAAAUAAGUUCGACGUUGUACUGAUCGACACAGCCGGUCGCAUGCAAGAUAAUGAACCACUUAUGCGAGCGUUGGCAAAAUUGGUGUCAGUAAAUAACCCAGACAAGAUAAUAUUCGUCGGUGAAGCUUUAGUUGGCAAUGAAGCGGUAGAUCAACUCACGAAGUUUAAUCAGGCUUUGAAGGAUUUUUCGGGAUUGCAGAAUCCAAGACAUAUAGAUGGAAUUAUACUGACAAAAUUUGAUACUAUUGAUGAUAAGGUUGGAGCCGCUUUGUCUAUGGCCUACACGACAGGGCAACCUAUAUUAUUUGUGGGAACCGGGCAGACCUACACAGAUCUAAAGAAUAUGAAAGUCAGUCAUGUUGUACAGGCACUCCUCAAGGAAUGA